This is a messenger RNA of Megachile rotundata (alfalfa leafcutting bee), 1774 nucleotides long. RefSeq lists its product as uncharacterized. The record is from RefSeq and is a predicted model, not a curated record. Lineage: Eukaryota; Metazoa; Arthropoda; Insecta; Hymenoptera; Megachilidae.
AACCCCUAAACUCAUGUACAUAUGAAUGUAAAGAAUAACCGAGUCGAUUAAGAAAGAAAAUAGCUCUUGAAGUCCUCCUCAAACUGCUCAAUCGAAAAUAUCGAAUCGAGAAUGAUUUCGCAACGACCUAACCUCGAAACGCAUUUACUCAUGCGCGCCAUUACAGAUGAUGGCGCUGCAUCAAGGAUUCUGCACCCCUUCCGCUCGACUUGAAACUCAAAAAUACUCUUGGUUUCAUUUUUUUCCAUCAGUUGGUCGUUGUUCGAUACAAGUAUUAUCCGUCGUUCCGCAACUUAUACAAUGAAUAUUAAAAAAUCUCCUCCCAUAAUUAUCUCCGAGACGCGUAUCGCCGUCGUAUAGCCCGCUUUGUAUAUUGAACGACAUGGUUGCUGGAAGCCUGGUAAUGGCGGCGCUCGCUGUACGGGGUCCAUGAGCGCGUAAAUAUCAGCACGAAUGAGCGGCAACGAGCAAAGACCGGCUCUCUGCUCCGCUCAUCUCGGAUCAGAAGUGAAAGAAGGAUAGAAAAGGAAACUAGUGACAAAGAACGAAAAAGAGGAGAGUCGAAGGGGUAGGUGGGGGGGCUAACAAAUAGAAAAAGAGAGAAAUCGAGGGGCCGUCAUAAUUCCUUGAAUUGAACGGCGGGUUAUUCUCCACCAAGGUUACCGACAUAGAGGAUGAACGAAGCGGGCAGGCCAAGCAAGCAAGCAAGCAGGCUAGCAACCUAGCAGGCAGACUAGCAUGCAAGCAAGUGGAUAUAUAGGCGCGAGAACACAACAUGCUUUCGACAAUCGUCGACGAGAUACGUCGGUCCACGCAGUGACGUCAGAAGGUGGUCCAAUCCUGUCGGAUACGUCCAUGGCCCGAUCUCACCCUAUAUUGCAGGAGCGACAGAGAGGAAGCGGCGAAGAAGGACAACGCUCAUACACGUAACGCGAUGAAGACGAGGAUAGAAAUAGGUGUACGUAUAUAGAUAUCAGCGGAAUGGAAAGAGACAGAGAAGGAGAGUCGCAGAGGGACGCAAGAGCCAGCAAAUGAGAGCGCAGUCCGACAAAUAGAAGGAGAAGACAGUUCGAGUUCCGCUCUCCUGCUCUUACGAGACGUCGUGCACGCCGAUUCGAGCCUUGCGAUAUUGUUGCCAGAACUGUUCGCUACGAUGAUCAGAAUUUUCCCGACGGUGUGACUAUUGGGAUAAAUCUCGAUUUUACGUCUUGUCUGGCACGUGCGUUCAUGUACGAUGACCCCCAUUAGUACGUGGACAACGUGAUAGUUCAAAUAAUUACUGCUCCAUAUCGGUUCUAUGACAUGAUACGACUUUUAUUUUGAAAUGGCAGAUUUCAGGGUCUUUCAAGAUGCGAGUGUUGGGAUCCGUCUGUGGAGGAUCAAAAUAUUUAGUGUUUUGGUAUCUACAGACGACUUUAAUUCAGAAUAUGUACUCUGAAAGGAUAUUCUGGCUUUUCAUUUGGGAUUCUGGAGAUUUGGACCUUUGGAGUUUAGGGACUUUGUUUGAGACUUUAGGACCUUGGGACUUGAGAUUUUAGGACCUUGAGAUUUUGAAAGUUUGUGGACCUUUGGAGAUGCAGAUAACUUGAGAAUUUUAGGACUUUAGUGGGGAUUUUAGUUUUUUGGAACUUUGAGGCUCUGGGACUUUGAACUUGUCAAAUUUGAGACUUUGCUCUGGAAUUUUGAAACUAUGGAAUUUUAGAACUCUAGAAUUUUUCAGUCAGUUUGAAACUUUACAACUUUAGAAUUGUGAAGUUUAUAGAUUUCAAGAUUU